Molecule: messenger RNA, 781 nt
Organism: Triticum aestivum (bread wheat)
Lineage: Eukaryota; Viridiplantae; Streptophyta; Magnoliopsida; Poales; Poaceae
Exons: 1
Coding region: 108-347 (79 amino acids)
Source: RefSeq, a predicted model, not a curated record
AAGACAGAGGAACAUAGCAACAGCCGAAAGAACAGUUGUUUGCUACACAGCGCAGACCAACUUUGCCAGGAAACUCUGUUAGAGGCCGGCAGCUCGGCUACUCGAUCAUGGACAGGAUCUUUGCUUUCUCCAUCCUCAGCUCGUCGCCGGCAGAGAUUGCUGGGGCCGGGUACGCCAUGCGUCUGUCCUGGCGGAGCGGCGGAGGGAAGCAGGCGACGGAGAAGAAGCACCAGGAGGACAAGGUCGAGCGGAGCCCACGGCCGGAGAGGAAGCGGGAGGCCAGCCCGGCACGGUUUGCGCCGGAGUUCGACGGGCUCAACUGCUUCGAGUACAUAAUAUCCUCUUGACUGGGUCGCCGGCUGUCUCCUGGAAGCUUUUCUUCUUUUUCACUUACACACCUGCUCUGUUUCGAAAAAAGAAAACCUACACAUCUGUUGCCCUGUGAGAUUUGUUGCCUACUGACGAAGAGACUUGGCAUGUACACAGCGAGAGAAUGAAUGAGCUGAUAGUUACGCACUGGUUUGUUUACUGAUGCUUGUAAGAUGGUGUUGUUUACGUUGGGAAUCGAAACCAUUAUUCACCAGGACCCACAAAAACCUUGAUACUACUUUAUUAGUACAAUAGUACAGUACUAUGCAAAGAAAAGGGAUAACUACACUAGUUGAUUGGCUCUGAGUGGCAAACAAAGUGUAAGAACGGACACGUUAGCGUCCUUGUCAACCAACGCCAAUGUUUGUUGCCCUGGAGAGGUCGUAGACAGAGUUUGUGGCACCAGCAAUAC